AUGGUGGAACGUUUCUUGGAGCAGCAGCAGGUUGUCUGUGCUGUCUUGGCUGAAGACAGGAAAAAAUGGCAUCUGAUGCCAAAAGACUCAGAUAUUACAGUUUUAGAAACUGUUAAAGCAGUUCUUGAGCCACUCAGUCAAUUUACUGAUGCACUUAUCGGGGAAAAACAUACCACCCUGUCUUCAGUCGUGCUGUUACUCUGGAAGAUAUUUGAGUGUCUCAGUCAUGAACAAAGUGACUCUGCAUUAGCCAAAGAGAUGAAGGAAAAGAUACACGAGUAUCUUCAGCAUCGCUAUGAUGACCUGCAGCUUCGGUUUCUUUUGAACACUGCAACCUACCUUGAUCCACGAUUUAAGAACAGCUUUGUCUCUCUAAAGGAUGAUGUAAAGCAAAGUCUCCUGAAUGAGGUGAAAAAAAUGGGCAAUGAAAAAGAAGGAAUUGCAUCUCGGGUGUCUGGAGGAUUGUCAAGUAAAGAAGUCAGGCCAUCGAAAAAAUCCAAAAAUCACCUAAAGUUUCUGCUUUCCACCAUUCAAGGGGAAAAGAAAGAAAAAGGAGAGCCAGCAUCCUCAAGUCAAGCACCUCUUUCUGCAAGUGACAAGAUAAAUGGUGAAUUCUUGCUGUACGAUCAGAUGCCUGAGGUCAGUGCUGAGGAUGAUCCACUUGUCUGGUGGAAAACAAAUAUGGGUACUCUACCUCAACUAUCAGAGUUUGCCAGGAAGUACCUUUGCAUUGCUGCAUCUAGCUGUUCAUCUAAAAGAGUGUUCAGUACUGCAGGGUACAUUGUUAGCCCAAGACGCUCAAGACUGAGUCAGGAACAUGUUGAUAUGCUAGUGUUUCUAUCGGAAAAUCUGGAAAUGGCAAAAAAAGUAACUUAA
This is a messenger RNA of Hydra vulgaris (swiftwater hydra), 876 nucleotides long. RefSeq names its product E3 SUMO-protein ligase ZBED1-like. Lineage: Eukaryota; Metazoa; Cnidaria; Hydrozoa; Anthoathecata; Hydridae. Gene Ontology annotation, biological process: regulation of transcription by RNA polymerase II. Gene Ontology annotation, molecular function: DNA binding; protein dimerization activity. The record is from RefSeq and is a predicted model, not a curated record. Gene Ontology annotation, cellular component: nucleus.